AUGAAUUCACAUAAAACAGUGCCAUCAAACAAAAUUUUAAAGUCUCUUCAAUAUUAACAGUAGUUAUAGAAAUAUCGAAAGGAGAUUACUACAAUGAAAAUUAGAGUAAAUAAUACUUAAAACAUAACAAAAUAUAACAUUUACAAAAUUCAAGGAGAUUAAUUUGAACAUUACAAAAUACUUUAAUAGGAUUAAAUCAAAAUAUAAAGAAUUAUUCAAUUCAAAAUCUAACAGAAUAAGAUUAUUAUAUGA
Messenger RNA from Paramecium sonneborni, 252 nucleotides. NCBI's taxonomy places the organism in Eukaryota, Ciliophora, Oligohymenophorea, Peniculida, Parameciidae. The record is from the annotation of a GenBank genome assembly.